AUGUUUCUACCAACUAUCCUCCUCUCCUCGAUCUCGAUCCUCAAUCAGAUAACAACCACAAUGGCCACUAACACCGACACCAAGCAACUCUCCCCACUCCCGAAGCCAACCCGCUUCAUCACGAGUCAUAACUCUGAUGCGAAAUCAGUCGUCCACACCGAAGAUGCCGCUACCUGGACCAACCUCGGCGACGAGAUGGGCUUCUUUGUCCCGUACACCACGUCCCAAUUCCCCGUGGACAUGAACAAUGAGACGGACAUCGCACAGAACAGGGAAGUUACCUCUUCGGGAAAGCUAGGCCUGGUCAACCCUGGCGGCACUGUGUGUCGGUACGUGGAUUUCGCGCCGGGCAACAAGCCCGUCAUGCACCAGACGGUCAGUUUGGACUACGGCAUCGUGCUAGAAGGGGAGGUUGAGAUGAUUCUAGACUCCGGGGAGAAAAAGCUGCUGAAACGGGGAGAUGUCGCUAUCCAACGGGGCACGAUGCAUGCAUGGAAGAACCCGAGCCAGACGGAAUGGGCAAGACUACUGUUUGUCCUGCAGGCGAGUGAGAACGUUGUUAUCAAUGGAAAGGCGUUGAGGGAGGAUAUCCCAUCGGACGCAAACAUCCAGCCGAGUCAGUGA
Messenger RNA from Aspergillus chevalieri, 624 nucleotides. Its product is annotated as cupin domain-containing protein. The transcript has a single exon. NCBI's taxonomy places the organism in Eukaryota, Fungi, Ascomycota, Eurotiomycetes, Eurotiales, Aspergillaceae. The record is from RefSeq and is a predicted model, not a curated record. The coding region runs from base 1 to 624 and encodes 207 amino acids.